AUGGCCACUCAACCUCGUCUCAAGCUCGCCUUAAUCGGCCUCGGCCGUCUUGGUGCCAUCCGUGCCCGUAUCCUCGCUUUUCAGCAGCCUCGCAUCGAUCUCGUCGCUGCCUGCGACACCAAGCCUGGUAGCGACGAGUGGGCCGCGGCCAACCUCCCACCCUCCAUCAAGUUCUUCGCGGAUCCAGAGGAUUGCAUGAAGAAUAGCGGUGCCGAGGCUGUUCUCAUUUCCACCGCGACUGCCACUCACGCUCUCCUGGUUAUUCAAGGUCUUGACCUGGGCCUGCAUGUCAUGUGUGAGAAGCCUAUCUCUGUGGAUGUCAUAACUACCGAGGAGGUCCUCGCCAAGGCUGCUUCCAAGCCUCACCUCAAAUUCUUGGUCCCUUUCUCUCGACGAUACGAUGACUCGUACCGUGCUGCAAAGCAAAUGGUCGAGAAUGGCUCACUCGGUCAGAUCCAUGCGGUUGAGACUUCCUGCCUCGACCAGCAGGACCCUACAGGCUUCUUCGUUACCUUCUCAGCUCAGUCCGGAGGUAUCUUCGUUGAUAUGGGUGUUCACGAUAUUGACGUGGGCCGAUAUUUCCUGGAUGUCAAAUCAGGUCUCAGUAACCCUAAGAAGCAAGUUAACAGGGUCAUCGCCAUGGGUCAACAGGCUGUCUAUGGUGACCUCUCCAAGCACGGCGACUGUGACAACGGAUGGGGCCUUGUUGAGUUUGCUAAUGGAAAGGUCCUCACCACUCACGUGGGCCGCACGCUCACCAACGGCUUUGAGGGAAUGACUCGCGUGUGUGGCACCAAAGGCCACUCUGUCGUCAACGGUAACUCCACGAUAAACCGUGUCGAAGUUCGUGAUUCACAUGGUGUGCGUACCAUUACCACCCCGGAUGCGUUCGUGCUCUACGAUAAGUCAUUCAUCAAUGACCUUGCUGAAUUCGCUUCUGCUAUCCUGGAUAAUGAGCCCCUCACUUGUUAUCCAGAAGAUGCCUACGAAGCCGCUAAAAUUGCUACCGCUCUACAGUACUCGUUCCGCAAUGGCGUACCAGUCUACUUUGACGAUAAUGGACUACCUAUCAUGGAAAUUGCCAAGUGA
Messenger RNA from Aspergillus ruber CBS 135680, 1089 nucleotides. RefSeq names its product putative NAD binding Rossmann fold oxidoreductase. Lineage: Eukaryota; Fungi; Ascomycota; Eurotiomycetes; Eurotiales; Aspergillaceae. Gene Ontology annotation, cellular component: cytoplasm. Gene Ontology annotation, biological process: NADPH regeneration. Gene Ontology annotation, molecular function: oxidoreductase activity; nucleotide binding. The coding region runs from base 1 to 1089 and encodes 362 amino acids. The record is from RefSeq and is a predicted model, not a curated record. The transcript is spliced from 5 exons.